Phymastichus coffea is the source of this 2691-nucleotide messenger RNA. RefSeq names its product leucine-rich repeat-containing protein 47-like. Lineage: Eukaryota; Metazoa; Arthropoda; Insecta; Hymenoptera; Eulophidae. The record is from RefSeq and is a predicted model, not a curated record. Gene Ontology annotation, molecular function: protein binding; phenylalanine-tRNA ligase activity; RNA binding. Bases 272 to 1861 code for a protein of 529 amino acids. Gene Ontology annotation, biological process: phenylalanyl-tRNA aminoacylation. The transcript is spliced from 5 exons.
CAGCACUGGACUGGACGCUGAUAAAGAGUAUAUGACCGGCGUAAUGUAGAUAUUUAUCAUUUCUUCGACGGAAUCAAGAUAUGUUUCUUGAAAUAUUAGGUUUAUUCAAGUAAUUCCUUCAAUAUAUAUUAAAAAGCAACCAACGCGGCGCGUCUCGGAUCUAACCUCAAACUGCUCUGUAAACAGUAGACUGCUUUUAUUAAAGUUUAAGGAUAACGUGAAAUCAAGAUUAUAUUUGUGGAGAAAAUUUUCGGCUUUAAAGAUAUUUAAAAUGAGUGACACUUGGUUUGAAAUCACGCAAGUCAUCAAGGAAAAUCGCCACGAGUUGGUUCUCUCGGGUCCAGAUGUAUCCGAAAAAAUAUUACAAAAUGGCCUUGAUCCAGCACUUUUUAAGUUAGAUGGAAUCAACUAUUUGAAUAUCAAUCAUACAUGUCUUGAAGAUGUUCCGGAUCAAAUAGGAGAUUUACAAAAUUUAACUAAUCUUGUACUUCACUCAAAUGCAAUAAGAAAGCUACCGAAAACUAUUGAUAAAUUCAACAAAUUAAAAGUUCUUGAUUGUUCAAGAAAUAAAUUGGAUGAAUCCCCAGAUGGGUUGGAAAAUUUGCCACAGCUGAUGAGUUUGAAUCUUGGCUCGAAUCUGCUGAGCCAUGUGCCAUCACAAGUUUCUAAUACUAAGCUAUGUACCAUAGACUUAUCUCACAAUAGAUUUGAAAUUUUUCCAGAUGUUUGUUAUUCUGAACUUAUACAUCUUGCUGAAAUUAAAGUUAAUGAUAACUUAAUUAAAGAGAUUCCUGCCAAUAUUAGCCUUCUACCAUCUCUCAAACUACUGGAUAUUGGUAAUAAUCAAAUUUCAGUUGUUCCUGGAGAAAUUGCAGAUUGCAUUAAAUUAAAAGAUCUUAACUUGAAAGGAAAUAAACUCUCAGACAAAAGGUUGUAUAAACUUGUAGAUCAAUGCAGAACAAAACAAGUUUUAGAUUACAUUCGUCAACAUUGUCCAAAAAUUGGAAGUUCAUCAGUUAAUUCUAACACUAAGUCAAAAAAAGGCAAGAAAAAUAGGAAAUCUUUUGAAAGUGACAAUGUUAAUGCUGAAAUUGAGCAGAGUGCCCACAAACUAUACAUUUUAAAGGUUUCUGACAGCAUUCCUGUAGUAAAGAUAUCAGAGGAUGUAAAGAAAGUUAGACCCCAUAUUCUUGCUUGCAUUGUUAAGAAUUUAAAAUUCACUGAAGAUUCUUUCAAAAAAUUUAUUCAACUCCAAACAAGACUUCAUGAAGGGAUUUGUGAUAAAAGAAAUGCUGCAACACUAGCCACUCAUGAUUUUGAUCUGUUUACCGUUGGUGAUUUGACAUAUACUGCCAAGCCUCCAAAUGAUAUUGAAAUCAAGCCACUUAUACGCAAUAAAAUAUUCACUGGUGCUGAACUAUUCCAACAAUUGCAAACAGAAGCUGAUAAUUUGCGCAAAGAGAAAAAACGUAACGUUUAUUCUGGAAUUCAUAAAUAUUUGUAUCUUUUAGAAGGCAAGCCACUCUAUCCCUGUUUGUUAGAUGCUAAGGAUCAAGUCAUAUCUUUUCCACCGAUCACAAACAGUGAUAUCACAAAAAUGUCAACUAAUACAAAAACAAUGUUUGUUGAAGUAACAAGUGCUCUUAAUCAACAAACGUGCAAGAAAGUUUUGGACGAAUUUUUAAAGGAAUUAAUCAUACAAGGUUUGGGCUGUGAAGCUCCAGAUGAAAGAAAUAAGUUUCACGAAUUACUUGUUGAACAAGUAAAAAUUGUUGAUCUUGAGGGUAACAUGAAAUCUGUUUACCCUUCAAGAACCGACCUAGUUUAUGAUGAUGAUAAUAUUAUUGUCGUAAGAGAAUAAUUUUGCAGUAUAAUGUAAUUAUUAAUGCAUAUAAACUUGUAAAAAAAUAGUCUUACGUGUGUACUUUGUUUGCUCAAUGUUACAUAAAACUUUUGUAAUAACUUUUAAAUUUAUUUCUAUAAUCAAUUUGAUUUACCUGUUACGGGACGAUCUUUUUAUAAAAAAAGUGUUUAUAGAUAAGAUUUUGUUUAGCGUUGCGCAGAACAAAAUCUUAUCGUAAAGCUGUAGAUUGAUGCAUUAUAUCUUUUAUGCUUCAAUCGUUUGCUUGAAUGGAAAUCAUAUAUGUAUGUAGAACAAAGCUAAUUUUAUAAUUAAAGUAGUAUUUUUCACAAGGCCACGAUAUUUGACACUUGAUAAUCCAAAAUUAGUUUUGUUAUUAUAAAAAGAUUGUUUAAAAUUAAUUGGAAACUACUAUGAGUUUAGAAUGAUUUAUCAAAAAAGCUUUAUUUGUUCUUAUACUUAAAGUUUAAGUUCAAAUAUUACACAAAUGAUUUAUUUAUUUUCAUAAUAAAAAAACAUUCGAACUUAAACUACGUUGUCUAAUUAUUUAAAUAAAUGUUACAAAGGACAUUUUUAAUUAUUUUCGAAAAAAUGGCGAAUUUUUGAAAAUUAUUUCAAUUUGUUCAUUACCUAUUGUGUAUCAAUAUUAGUACUCGUUCCUACAUUUAACAAAAAAAUAUUUUCAGAUUCGCGAAAUAUUUUUAUUGUACUUAUUUUCAUUAGUACACACGUAGCUAGAAUAAUAAAGAUUUAUCCUGAAUUUUGUUAUUGCAUAUUCAAAUUUUAUCUCCACCACUCUAGCGGCCGGCACAAUAUCAUCUCACACGAAC